AUGGAUACCAGUUCUCUUUCGUCGCUCGACUCCGACACGCCACAGGGUCUUGAAGCAGCGCAGCGGGCGGACUCGGUUCGUGCUGUUUCGCGCGCUGCCACGGUUACACGCACCAGAACAGUCACGUCGCUGGCUUCCACCGUUUCUAGGGGUGUGAGAAGUGCUAGGCAAUAUGUCGAGCAGGCCCGGCUCGACGACCUCCAGACGCCUCGGGAAGCUCUGCAGGGCUGCGACACGGUCGAUCUCGAGGACGCCAUACGGAUCGCCACCAACAGGUCCGAACGGGCGGGUCCCGAAGCGCAAUUGGCACCCCGUGAUGAAAGACCAGACCUCCCGCCUUUGGAUCAAGGGUACUCCUGGGCCAUCUGCGGAGCCGUCUUCACCAUGAUGCUGGCUACCUGGGGAGCCAACGGUUGCUACGGAGUUUUCCUGAAUUUCUGGCUCCAAAACGAUACGUUUUCCGGGUCCAGUGCCACAGAUUUUGCUCUGAUUGGCAGUUUGGUCCUCGCGCUCGCACAGGCCUUGGCGCCCCUUGCACAAAUGGCCUCUGCCAUCUUCGGCAAGAAAGUCGUCAUGCUCUCCGGUGUUGUGCUCCAGUCGGCCGGUUACCUGCUGGCAUCGUUCUCCAAAAAGCUCUGGCAAUUAUACCUCACCCAGGGCGUUUUGGUCGGGUUCGGGUUCGCUCUCGUGUUCAAUCCGGCCAUCGUCAUAUUCCCGCAAUGGUUUGACAAGCGUAGAGGCCUGGCUUCGGGAAUCAUCGUCUCUGCGAGCGGUAUAGCAGGUGUGGCUUUUUCGCUUGGAUCCCAGCAGAUCAUCAACCAAACAGGCAGUCCCGCGUGGGCUCAGAGAAUGCUGGCGAUUUUUUCCGUGGUUGCAAACACAGCUGCAGCGUUUGUACUGAAAUAUCGCGUGCCGUCGCAGCGUUUGCGCACCCGCCACGAGAUCAUCACCCGUUUCAACGUCCUGUUCAACGUCAAGGUGGUGAAACUGCCCCAGGUGCACUUGCUGACCCUGUGGUUUGUUCUCGUGCUCUCUUGCUACAUCAUGGCGCUCUUCUCGCUGUCUGCAUUCAGCACUUUUGUCGGCCUCACCUCGACCCAGGGAAGUCACGUGACAGCCAUCUUCAACGGGUGCCAGGCAAUAGGCCGGUUUAUGAUUGGAAUAAGCGCAGACUACGUGGGCCGCGUGAACCUGGCAGUGGUAUUGACGUUCAACAUGGUGGUUCUGAUCUUUGCCAUGUGGAUCAACGCCAUGACGGCCCCGGUGGUUUUCGCUUAUGCUGUGCUUUCAGGGCUGACGUUUGGCGUGGCUUCCACGCUGAACCAGCCGCUGUUGGCAGACUCGGUUGCUCCUGAGCUGUUUCCGUCCGCAUGGAGUUUUCAAAACUUCUGGAUGGGCGUGUUUACCGUUUUCUGCGAGGUGGUGGCACUCAAACUCAGAGAUAUGAGUCUGGACAGACCGUUCAUCAAGGCGCAGAUUUUCUGCGGAUGUUUUGCGUUUGCUGGGUUCUGCAGUAUUGUUCCGAUCAGAGAAUGGAAGAUCCGUAAGAUGCUUUAUGCGCGACAAGAGGCUUUGGAGGAAGUUCUUGACCAGCAAAAAGACUCGCAGGAGUUUGAAAAAAGACGCGAGACGUACGAGGCGCUGCUACAACGGGGCGCCGGAGCGUACCUUGCGAGACUGUUCUACCCGGUGCGGGCUUAA
This is a messenger RNA of Ogataea philodendri, 1701 nucleotides long. RefSeq lists its product as uncharacterized. Gene Ontology annotation, molecular function: transmembrane transporter activity. Bases 1 to 1701 code for a protein of 566 amino acids. The record is from RefSeq and is a predicted model, not a curated record. Gene Ontology annotation, biological process: transmembrane transport. NCBI's taxonomy places the organism in Eukaryota, Fungi, Ascomycota, Pichiomycetes, Pichiales, Pichiaceae. The transcript has a single exon.